Messenger RNA from Acipenser ruthenus (sterlet), 3966 nucleotides. Its product is annotated as collagen alpha-3(IX) chain-like. The transcript has 38 exons. The record is from RefSeq and is a predicted model, not a curated record. Lineage: Eukaryota; Metazoa; Chordata; Actinopteri; Acipenseriformes; Acipenseridae. Bases 211 to 3051 code for a protein of 946 amino acids.
UGUAAAGUUUGCUGCAAAAGUGUUGUGGAACUUCUGAAAAGUUUCAGCAUCCCUUCCUUCUGUGCUUUCAGCCUUCUCACACCAUGAAAACGACUUAGAGUUGGGAUACCUCCUGCUCACUGUGUGUUCUGACUUGGCUUCUUUAGAAACUUGUAUUGUUUUUAAUUCACACCUUGCUGUUUUUGUUCUUGAAGGAUUGAAGGAUACAAUAUGGGACAAGAUAUUUAUUUCAUUCCAAGAAAAACAUCUUGGCCGCACUGGAGGCACCUGUACACUUCAGUCUGUGUAGCUCUGCUGUCAGUACUGUGGACCCCUGCACUGUGUCAAAUCGACCUUGAUUACAACCACAACAGCUUAGAUGACAACCCUCUCUGCCCAAAUAUAAGAGUUGGACAAGAUGACCUACCAGGCUUUGACCUGAUAAGUCAGUUCCAGUUGGACAUUGUACCGCUCAAAGGAGUGAGAAAGGUGGAAGGCUCGACAGCAUUGCAAGUGGCUUACAGACUCGAUAAAGAUGCAGGCUUUCAAAUUCCUACGAGGGUAAUCUACCCGCGUGGUUUGCCUGAGGAGUAUUCUUUUGUGACCACGUUCCGCAUGAUGAAGAACACCAUCAACAAAGUAUGGAACGUGUGGCAGCUGGUGGACCAGGAUGGCUACAAGCAGGUGGGGCUGCGGCUCAAUGGAGACCAGCAGGGGGUGGAGUUCUUCCUGCUGGGCAUGGAUGGCAAUCUGCAAGUGGUCACCUUUCCAGGGGUAUCACAACUUUUCAACACAGAGUGGCAUAAAGUGCUGGUGGGAGUGGAGCGUGAUCAGGUGACCCUCUACCUGGACUGCCAGCCUAUUGGAUCCAAACCCAUUAAGACCAAAGGUACUGUCAAUACUGAAGGGGAGACUCUCAUCGGAAGGCUGGAUGCAGAUCCUGAUACCUCUGUAGUGUUUGAACUGCAGUGGAUGCUGAUACACUGUGACCCCCAUAGGGCCCAGAGAGAAUCCUGCUCUGAGUUACCCAUGCAAGAGAGAAUUAUUCCCAAUGCUGAGCCUGACCCCAGAGGUCCAAGGCCUGUCCCAGGUCCCCCAGGUCCCCCGGGCCCUCAGGGGCCCCCAGGAGACCCUGGAGAAGAUGGGAUGGAUGGGAAGAAUGGUGUCCCUGGCCUUCCUGGAUCACCUGGUCUACCUGGUCUGAAAGGAGAAAGAGGAGAGGUUGGACUCCCUGGACUGAGAGGAUUGCCAGGUCUUCCUGGAGUUAAUGGAAUGCAAGGGUUCUUGGGCCCAAGAGGUCCUGUCGGAGAACGGGGAUUACCUGGAUCUCCUGGUCCCCCAGGCCCUCCUGGACCUGAAUCAGUAGGACCUGCAGGACCUCCUGGGAAACCUGGUGAAGCUGGGGAUCCUGGCAAUCUUGGACCUGAGGGACCGAUGGGACCAAAAGGCAGUGCUGGUCCCCCGGGUCCACCUGGGCCUGCGGGACCCCCUGGAGUUUUCACAGGAGAUGGGAGUGGAGAUUUUUGUCCAACAGCUUGUCCCGCUGGUCCUCAAGGCAAUCCUGGAGUAGCAGGCCUGAAGGGCCACAAAGGUCAGAUGGGUGAACCAGGGAAGCCAGGAAAGGAUGGCCAAAAGGGGAAUUCUGGGUUACCUGGUCCACAGGGCCUGACUGGUGCUAGUGGGAGCGAGGGAACUAGAGGGUUGAGAGGAUUUCCUGGUAGUGCUGGAGACAAAGGAGACAGGGGUCCUCCAGGCUUUAAUGGGAUCCCAGGACCUACUGGACCAUCAGGCCCAGUUGGACAACAAGGACCAAGAGGAACCCAGGGUUUAGAAGGCCCCAAAGGAGAUGAAGGUCCAGCGGGUCGCAAUGGAGAAGAUGGUGCUCCAGGGCGCAAGGGGGAAGUUGGUCCCCCUGGAAAAGAUGGAAAUGAUGGAGAGCCUGGAGAUGAUGGGAAGAGGGGAGAACCUGGGAUGCCAGGCCUCGUGGGUCCUAGGGGUCUUCUUGGAAUCCAAGGGCUGCCUGGAGAACCAGGACAGAAGGGCCAUGCUGGUGAAAAGGGUGGAAUUGGACCUCUCGGAGGAACAGGACCAGCUGGUCCUCCUGGUAAACCAGGAGACGCAGGAGUGGCUGGUGAAAAUGGAUUACCAGGACCAAAAGGACCUCCUGGUGAAACUGGAAAACAAGGACCAGGUGGUGCAACUGGGCUUCCUGGACCUGAUGGUGAAAAAGGUGGCAAAGGGGAAGCUGGUUCCCGUGGUAUAAAAGGCCAUACUGGAGAGAAAGGCGAAAGGGGCCCCAUAGGACCCGCUGGCCCACAAGGGAGUAAGGGCAACCCAGGUGCACCUGGAGGAAAUGGGAAUAAAGGAGACAUGGGUCCUCCUGGUAUUCCGGGGAUUAAGGGAGAGAUAGGCACCAAAGGAGACAAGGGACCAAAGGGGCCAGAAGGCCACCGUGGACAACCAGGCCACAUGGGACCUUCUGGCCCCCCAGGUCCUCGUGGGAUGGAUGGGGACAGGGGUAUAUCUGGACCGCCUGGGCCGCAAGGUCUUCCUGGUCAGGAAACAAGUGAGAAGAGAAUCAGGGAAAUUUGCAACUCCAUGAUUCAAGACCAAAUUGCUGCACUUGCUGUCAGUCUCAGGAGUCCAGUAGUUAAAGGAGCCGCGGGCCGUCCUGGAGCCGCUGGUCUCCCAGGACCACCAGGGCCACCUGGGCCUGGAGGACAUCCAGGACAGAAAGGCCCUAUGGGUCCCAGAGGGCAGCAAGGAUUCUAUGGAGAGCCAGGACUGAAAGGUGACACAGGGGAGAAGGGAGAACGUGGAGAAGCUGGAAUUGGAAAGCGUGGGAGUCAGGGACCACCAGGACCUCCAGGAGAACCUGGUCUAGAUGGCGUUGGCAAAGCUGGCCGUGAUGGUGCUCACGGGGAGCAGGGGGUUCCAGGGGAAACUGGUUUUCCAGGCUCUCGAGGUCCCAGAGGCCCACCUGGGGUGUGUGAUCCCACAAGCUGCAUGGGGCCCCCACCGAUGUUCAUGCCAGUGAGUGGGAAAAAAUCCUCCAGUAUGAAGGGCCCAUGAAAAAAGAAGACAUCUAAAUAUAAGUUAUACAGUAUGAGAGCUCAGAAACAAGGAGUUAAUGCCCUGGUCAUGUCCAAGAUGAACUUGAACUCAACCUGUUUCCAUUUCACAAAAGCUAUGAAGACUGGUGAGCUGUGCUUGUCAACCCUUGAUCUUUGAGCUUUCACCUGGCAGCGAUGCCUUGUAUGUUUGUAUAAAUCAAUCUACCCUGUUAACAAAGAGAUGUCCUUGAAAUAUGAAUGAAUACAGAGACAAAAAAAGAUGUUUGAGUUGAUCCCAUUGAUUUAUUUUUCACCCAUUACUAAAAUAGCAUUGGGCUAAUAAGCAAUAAAGCUGGUUCUUGUUUUUUGUGUAGUCCAAUACAUUAUAAGAGAGCAAUAUAGAGCCUUAUUUAUGCAAACUACUUUUAAAACCCUCAGGAGAGCUUGGCAGGUUAAAGUGUGACACCAUGUCUACCAUUUAAAAUGAAAUUCUUCAUAAGCAGUUCCAUUUUCAAUCUGUGGGCCAUAUUCACAACGCUUUUACCAACAACUAAAGCAUUUGCCCACGACUAAAUAAAAAUAAAUACAUAAAUAAAUAAAUGUUGAUGUAUAAAGCUUGAGACAAAUAACCCAGUAUUUGUCUCAAGCUUUAUUAGCAGUUUUAUUUUCAUUCACAAUAAAAUGUUGCAAAGCGUGGUGGUAAAUGCUUUGUGAAUAUAGUCCUGUAUAUGGAAUAGAUCUAAUUACCACACACAGACAAACAUAACAGUGGGGAAUUCUGAGAAAUAUAAAUAAUGCACUAUUUGAAGGAACUGUGGUAGGAAACACAGUAAAUCAGGGGAAACUGAAGGCAUAGUGAAAAAGGCCUUGUAUUGCAAACUUUAUAUGGGUAGGGAAUCAUACUAAAUCACAAUCCCUACUGAUUGCAUUGAUU